Aureobasidium namibiae CBS 147.97 is the source of this 453-nucleotide messenger RNA. RefSeq lists its product as uncharacterized. NCBI's taxonomy places the organism in Eukaryota, Fungi, Ascomycota, Dothideomycetes, Dothideales, Saccotheciaceae. The record is from RefSeq and is a predicted model, not a curated record. Bases 1 to 453 code for a protein of 150 amino acids. The transcript has 2 exons.
AUGGAGGAGAUCCAGCCCAUCUUGAAAAAGGCAACAGAAUCCAUCACCAAACUCCAGAAAAGCCACAGAGCCAGCAAGCGCUGCCUUGAGGCCACCGAGAGAGCACUCGCAAGGAUUGGCAAGAAAAUGGGGUCGACCAUCAACAACAUCGACAAGACAGGCCAAGAUGCUGUUCACAACUCAAUCAUGCUACUCAGAGAGCAAAUCGAACAGCGCAAUCACGACAUCCUUGGAGCCGAAGAGUGCAAGAAGCAGCAGCUGAAGAACUACCGACUCUACCACAAAGCGCUCAGGUCGGUGGAAGAACUUAUAUCGGGCGAGAUCGAUCAGUGUGUUGGCUCAAUCUACUGUGAUGGACACGAUUGGCUCACUGAGAGCAUCGCUCGCUGGGAGGAGGAGAACAAGAAGGCUGAGGGUAAGAUCCGCAAGCUCGAGUGGCAGCUGAGAAGUUGA